Solanum stenotomum is the source of this 2014-nucleotide messenger RNA. Its product is annotated as transcription termination factor MTERF5, chloroplastic-like. Bases 209 to 1357 code for a protein of 382 amino acids. Gene Ontology annotation, biological process: chloroplast organization; regulation of DNA-templated transcription. The transcript has a single exon. Gene Ontology annotation, cellular component: chloroplast. Lineage: Eukaryota; Viridiplantae; Streptophyta; Magnoliopsida; Solanales; Solanaceae. Gene Ontology annotation, molecular function: double-stranded DNA binding. The record is from RefSeq and is a predicted model, not a curated record.
AAUUAAAUCAUAUUUUCCCGAGAAUUGGGAUAAUUCAAAAUUAUGAUCCCGAAUAUGCAAACACUAAUUUGGAAUGGUGAAUUCUAAACGCAAGCUAAAAUUUGAUCAAUUUUGAAAAUAUUCAGUGAAUUCCUUGCAAUCCAUCAAGCACAGGAAGAGGGACUAUAAACCCUAAUCCCCAUUAGUGCAGAGAAGUUUGGUAAGGGAAAUGCACAUCAGAUUCAGAGGCAAAGCGGUAGUUGUAUCAACUCAGUGUUCCAUAUAUCAUUGCAAUGGUUAUAGAGACUUCCGUUUCAGAUCUCAAUAUCUCUACUCAUCAACCUCUACACCUGCCCCGACCCAUUUCUUGGUGAAAUACCUUGUUGAUUCUCUCGGAUUCUCCGAUGAAGAAGCUGCCUCUACAUCCUCCAAGGUAACUUCAUUGAAAACCUUUAAGAAUCCUGAUUUAGUCAUCAAUUUCUUGAAACAAAUCGGUUUGGACAAUACCCAGAUGAAAAAAAUGGUUUCUUUAGCACCCAAAAUGCUAUUAUCUGAUGUUUCCAAAACCCUAAAACCCAAAUUCCAGUGCCUUAUGGAUAUCGGGUUAGCCGGGUCGGACCUGGUGAAUGUAAUUGCUAGAGAUUCAAAAAUUGUUGAAAGAGGUUUAGAUACUCAUUUGAGACCUACCAUUGAUCGUCUUAGGAUAACUUUGGGUAGUGAUGAAAAUGUAGUGAAGGCGUUAAAGAGAGCUCCUUGGUUGCUUACUUUUGGUGCUCAUAAUAUUAUGGAGACUAAUCUAUUGUUGUUGAAAAAUUGUGGUGUUCCUGAUGAGGGAAUAAAAACACUCGUGCUUAGAAAUCCUAGGUAUUUUGCACAAAAUCCUGAGUGGAUUAAGGGUUUGUUGCAUAGGGUGGAGAAUGAUUUUCGAGUACCGCUUGACUCUCCUAUGUUUCCUUAUGGAUUUCAUACAUUAGCCUCGCAAAAGCAGUGUACCGUGGAUAGGAAGAUUGGAAUUUUCAAGAGUUUUGGAUGGUCUGAUAAUGAGAUACUUGAAAUGUUUAGGAAGUUUCCUUAUUGUAUUGCUCAGUCAGAGGUCAAAAUUCAGAAAGCAUUGAAUCUUUACAUUAAUGAGCUUGGUUCUGAACCUGCUUACUUGGCUUCUCAGCCUUCAGUUUUGAUCUAUAGUCUGGAAAAAAGGGUGCUACCUCGGAUGCAAGUCUUGAAAAUUUUGGAUGAAAAUAAGCUUGAGAGGAGAAAGUUGGCUCUUUAUACUGUUGUGAGCUUAUCAGAGACAAAGUUCAUUGAUUAUUUUGUGCUGCCCUACAAGGAUCAGAUACCUGAUUUGUAUGAAUCACAUAAGAAAACUGUGGCUCCCUAGCCGUUUUAGUUUAACCUUUUUAAAAUCAUAUUCUGCAGUCCAAUAUAUUUUUGCGUUUAUUUUUUUCAGUUUGUAUUCUGAAAAUUACAGUCGGUGUCAUUUCUGUCAUUAUAAAGGAAAAAUAUCAUUGGAGGUUUGAGAAAUAGUCAAGUAUUUAUUUGCUUCCCAUUUGGAUAUUCUUCUAUCCUGUUCUGAUUUGAUUCUGGAACAUUUUAUGAGUUGUUUGCUAAUCAAUCCAUUUUAUUGCCACCUGAGCUUUUGUAUUUAUCUCGUCCUUAAUGUGAAGUUGAAGAGUCUCUUUCAUUUCAUACUUUUUACUCUAAAUAAUUUGGUACUCCAUCUAUUCUACAAUUACUCUGUGAUGUAAACAAAAUUCCGAUGAUUUGGUGCUUUGUGAAAGAUAUGCCCGCUGGGAAUGGAGUUGUAGGAUGUAGAAUUUGCCCUAUAAACUCUUCGAAAAUUAGUCGGUCAUUCAUGUUUGGUGACACAGAAUACACUCUCCAGGCUUUUAAUUAACAUAAUGCUCAAUCUACAUGUCUAAAGAAAACAUAGUUUCUGCCCUUUUGGUGAUUGUAAAGCAUUAUUUUUUCCCAUCCAGGUUCCAAGUAGACAGUGUGUGGAGAUGAAUUGGCUUCUCAUUUCCAUGUGGAUUCCAUU